Trypanosoma theileri is the source of this 924-nucleotide messenger RNA. RefSeq lists its product as uncharacterized. The transcript has a single exon. Gene Ontology annotation, molecular function: metal ion binding. Lineage: Eukaryota; Euglenozoa; Kinetoplastea; Trypanosomatida; Trypanosomatidae. Bases 1 to 924 code for a protein of 307 amino acids. The record is from RefSeq and is a predicted model, not a curated record.
AUGGACAGUUCGAUUACUGUUAUUGACUUUGAGACAUUCCUAUCUGCAUCUUUUCCACAUCACAAUAAUUUAUUUACGACUGAAAUGGCUAUUCGUGCCCUUGUCGAGUUUACAGGUCUCUCACAGUGGGAAGUCUCUCAGGUGGUGGAUAUGCAGCACGCAGAACAUAGUUUAGAUGAGAUGCAAACAUACGUCGGACGUUUGUUGGAAGUCAAUCAAAGUUUAUGUGAAGAAGGACGUCGAAUGACGGAGAUGUUGCCAACAAACUCUGAAACCUUAUCACCAUCUAAAAGACACAUUUGGGGAAAUGAUGAUUGUCCAAGUCCAGCACCUAUUGAACCCAAUACAGAAUCUAAUAAAAAGAUAUGCAAACAGUUUCGACAAAAUGGAACAUGUAACUUUGGUUCACGUUGUCUUUAUCAUCAUUCAAAACCACUACAGGAACGUCGAUAUGAUCUCCCUUCGGUGAAAACGUUACCUACACCUUCUCUAGGUAUAAUGAAUCGUUGUGUAGAGGAAUUGGAACAACUAAAGUUGUCUGAUGAAAAUCAAGAACAGAAAUCAAGGUUUGUGAAGCGUGAAAUGUUUGGGGCACUACCGUCAUCUGGGAAUAAUUACUGUACACCUACGAAGAAAACGAAAACUCUUUUAAAAGGACCUGCAAUGACAAUGACAAUGUCAAAAACAAUAACAACAGUACAACAGGAGGAAAAACAGCCACAACAGCAGCACAAUCAUUAUCAACAAGAACAAGUGGAACAGGUAGAACAACAUCAACAGAAGGUUCUUGAUGGGAUAACAUAUCAGGCAUUUGCUCCCGUGAAUAAUGUUGUUAUGGUGCCAUUAUCACUUCCUAAUGGAAAUAUUUACGGUUAUGCACCAUUUCCACUACAUGUGGCAUCUACCCAUGUUGUUCUACAAUAA